Molecule: messenger RNA, 2882 nt
Organism: Leptopilina heterotoma
Lineage: Eukaryota; Metazoa; Arthropoda; Insecta; Hymenoptera; Figitidae
Product: beta-glucuronidase-like
Exons: 11
Coding region: 40-1947 (635 amino acids)
Biological process (GO): glucuronoside catabolic process; carbohydrate metabolic process
Molecular function (GO): carbohydrate binding; beta-glucuronidase activity
Source: RefSeq, a predicted model, not a curated record
AAAACAUCAUUAAGAUAAAAUUAGUAUAAAUUAAAAGAAAUGUUGACAACUUUACUGCUAGUAAUAAUUAUAAUACUGGCUCCACAUUUAUCUGAUGCGGAAAUAUUUGUCAAUUCAGGAGAGGUCAAUUCUGCAAAUGAUGAACCAAUACCAAAUAUUCUUCCUGGCUUAUUAUACCCAAGAGAAAGUGAAGCACGAGAGGUAAAAUCUCUCGAUGGAUUAUGGGACUUUUUAAUGGCUCCUCCAGCAAAUACCUUUAAAGAAAAUAAUCAAUCUUGGAUUACUGACAACUUAUGGAAUGUAGGUAAUGAGAUGCAGAUGCCGGUUCCUUCAUCAUUUAAUGAUAUCACAACUUCCAAACAUUUAAGAGAUCACAUUGGUUCUGUUUGGUACAAGAGAAGUUUUUACGUACCAAUUUCAUGGCAUGAACAACGAGUUUUCUUAACAUUUGGAUCUGUAAAUUAUCUUGCACAAGUAUGGGUAAAUGGUGACCUAGUAAUAAAUCAUGAGAUGGGUCAUUUACCGUUCGAGGCUGAAAUCACAUCUUCUGUAAUUUAUGGAGGAAAAAACAAAAUUACCGUAGUUGUUGAUAAUACUCUCCUACAAACUAGUGUUCCUCAAGGAAAAAUUGUUGAAGCUCCUACUGAUCAUGGCUCUGUUAAAGUACAAACUUAUUCUUUCGAUUUUUUUAAUUAUGCUGGAAUUCACAGGUCAGUAUUAUUGCACACUAAGCCUCGAGUGUAUAUUGAGGAUAUUACAGUAAAUACUGGGUUAAUUGGAAAGAUGGGAAUUGUGAAAUAUAUUAUUAAAGCUAAUGGUAUGAGAGAAAGGGAAACACCUGUUUGCAGAGUUAGACUGUUAGAUGCGGAGAAUACCUUAGUUUUUAAGGAACCAGUUUACAAAAUGAAAGGAACUUUAAAAUUACCUCUUGCAAAGCUAUGGUGGCCUAUAAAUAUGAAUCCAAAUCCAGGAUAUUUAUACACUUUAGAGGUUACUGUAUCAGUGCCGAAUACUACAAAGCCAGAUAUUUACAGGUUACCAGUUGGUAUUCGAACCUUACAAUGGACAAAUAAUAGUCUUUUAAUAAAUAAUAAGAAAUUAUACCUUCGUGGUUUCGGUAGACAUGAAGAUUCAGCUAUAAGAGGCCGUGGAUUUGAUUUAGUCACAAUGACUAGAGAUUACGAACUACUUCAAUGGGUUGGAGCUAAUUCUUACAGAACAAGCCAUUAUCCCUACAGUGACGAGGUUAUGGAUAUGGCUGAUAGGUUACGAGGUUUUCUCAUCAUAGACGAAUGUCCAUCUGUAGAUACAGAAAACUUUACACCAACUUUGCUACAGAGACAUAAAGAUUCUUUAUCUGAACUAAUUAGAAGAGAUAAAAAUCGACCAUCAGUAAUAGCAUGGUCCAUUGCUAAUGAACCUAGGACACAAUUAGCUGCUGCAGCUGGUUACUUCCAAGAAGUAGUUCGGCAUACCAAAGCAUUAGAUUCAUCGCGACCAAUUACAAUAGCCCUUUCACGAGGAGUUGAUGAAGAUAAAGCUGGUGAAUUUUUGGAUAUUAUUAGCUUCAAUAGAUAUAAUUCUUGGUAUCACAAUUCAGGAAGAACUGACAUGAUCACAGAAAAAGUAAUUUCAGAAGCUGAGUCUUGGCAUCGCAAAUAUAACAAACCCGUUUUGAUGUCGGAGUAUGGUGCAGAUACAAUGCCUGGAUUGCAUGAGUUACCAACGUAUGUGUGGAGUGAAGAAUAUCAAGUAGAAGUCUUCUCUAAACACUUUAAAGCUUUUGAUAAAUUACGAGCAAAAGGUUUCUUCAUUGGUGAAUUUAUUUGGAAUUUCGCAGACUUUCGCACAGCACAAAAUGCAUCGUACGACCUCCAUCACCGGCACCGAUUUAAAAAUACAGACUACAGCGCUCCACAAAAAUCGUUGUUACUAAGAAGAAUUUAAAUAUUUUUUAAAAAUAAAAGUUGCCUUUUGAAGCUCAAAUAUAGUAGAAUAUCACCCAAAAAUUUCGUCUACCGCAAUCAUUUCCUUCCCUUUCAAAAAACUUUAUGAAAAAACGCUUUUUUUCGCCUUCUAAAGGAGACUACUGCCUUAACAUAAAUUACAAACAACAAGGGAGAAAAUGCAAUUCUCCGCAACAAAAAUAUACUCCUUUUGUUUUGAAUGCAGCUGUGAAAGCAGUUACCAAUACUAAACUUUCACUAAGAAAAGCUUCUGAAACUUUUGGUAUUCCAAUAACUAGGUACGCAUUUUCGACACAGUAAAGAUUCAGAAAAAGUGUCUUGGAAAAAAGGCCCUUCAAUAGUGUUUACAGAAUCGGAAGAAGAAGAGAUUGUUCAGUGGGUUUCAUACAGAGCAGAAAGAGGUUUUCCUGUCGGUAAAACUGAACUUCUUGAUUGUGCGCAAAGUUACAUUCGUAAGCUAGGAAGGAAAACUCCUUUUAAAGACGACAAACCGGGCAGGCACUGGUAUGACAGUUUUCGUCAACGUCAUCCCAUUUUGAUGGAAAGAAUUCCACAACAUCUUACAUGUUUGAGAGCAGAAGUAACACAUGAGGAUCUUCAAAAUUGGUUCGCAGAAAUAUGACAGUAUUUAAAAAAAAUCUAUUUUAUCUAUUUAACUGCAACGAAACGAAUAUACAUUGGCAUUGGAAAUUCCGAAUCUGGCUGGAUGACCAUUGAAACAUUUUACGAAUAUAUCACAAAUAUAUUUUACUCUUGGUUGCUCAAAGAAAAAGUUGAAUUUCCUGUUGUUCUGUAUUUGGACGGACACUCAUCACACGUGACAAUGCCAUUGAUGUCUUUUUGCAGACAAAAAGGAAUAGAGUUGAUCUGUUAGUAUCCCCAUGCAACGGCAAUGGCGCGUUCCGUAUAAAAAUA